AUGGCUAGGCUCACAUCAACUUCAACAGCGGGAAAGCAGCAGACAUUCGCGGACCCUCCAAAAGGCGCUCAAAGACCUCCUAAACGAAAGAGGUCUGCUAAAGAUUUUGUAGACACCAGGUUCAAAUUCAGCUCUGCGGCUUCACGAUCGAAGAAGCUCAAAGUCAAUCUUAGUCAUGUUGUCACUGCUCAUCCCAGUCUAGCCCUGGAGCUCGAAGAUAAAGACGGUCACGAUUGCCACUUUUCUCCGGCUCUUAAGAAUGCCACAUUGGAAAACCUUUCGAUCCCAUUCACCAAAUUGUAUCGAAAUAUCGAACCUAUCACUCGAAGCUUGCCACUCCUAUUACACCACAAGGACCAGGUCAUCGACGCUUGUUGUGCGGCGUUAACAAUCCAAUUAGGGGACGAAGACGAAAAUGAUGAUUCUCAACCUUUUCCGAAAACUCCAUUUUCAACUCGAGCAAGAAAUGACCAUGUGCAAGCCGAAAAAGAGCAGAAGCGCAAGUUACUGAAGGCUCGAGAAAGGGUUGAUCUUGUAGCUUCAACAGUGCUUGACCUUCUGGUUCCUUUGAUCGUGGAUUUAUCGACUGCCCUACUCGAUGCUUCACCGCUUACCAACAACACCUCAUCCUUCGAAAAGAUUCUUACCACCUUACUCCAUCUCAUCAAUUUACCGAACCCCGACCCACAGACAUUGGAAAAAUCUACUCAAGUAAUCGUCCAUCUUUUCAAGACCUUGGCGAAAGAUUUGGUUCUGUCCGAUGAAGAAGAACAACUCGGCAACGAUAGACUUCAUAGAAUAUGGCAGCUAGCUCGGUUUGCCCUGGGUGCACCAUCUCCCUCAAAUGAUAUUCAACGAACGGAAGCCAAAACUCAUCACCAUCAAGAGACCGGAGAAGGAGCUCUCAAAUUGCCCGAAGAAGAUGAAGAUGGUGCUCAAAGUGACACAGAUUCCUCACAUCAAGUUCUGGCGGCGAACGUAGAUGAAGGAAUCGAUGCAGAGUCUCUACAGGAGGAAGACGAAUUACUCCCCACUACUGAAGAGCUGGACGCGCUCCUACCUACACCUUCACAAAAGCCCACCAAUAAUCAUGACAGCAAGCCAGACGCUCUCAAACGUGUAUUUUACGCUACCAAUUCAUCGACCAGGAGACUUUUUGCUACCUCAUUGGCUUUUUUGAUCCGGAAGAAGAAUUGCUCAGCUCAGCUCAUUCAACUUAUGCUCGAUGAUUUGAUGGCAGUAGAGUCGGAAGAGAUCAUACGUGAAGGUGAACUCAGAGCUCGAAAGGACAAGCGCGACUUUGAUCGUAAAGGUGUAGUCAAACAUAACACUCUGGUGGAGGAAAAAGGUGGGGCUCGAGUUUUUGCUGAAGGUAUAACUUGGGCUAUCACUGAAAGUUGCAAAACUAUUGAUCAUCGUUUACAUUCCCGAGCUACUGAGAUAAUAUCUACCUUGCACGCUUGUGUCAAACAACCAUCGCGGCCAGCCGACCCACCACUACAGGAUGAAACAUCCCUUUCUGGCGGAGUAGCACAAGGUGCUUUGAUUGCACUCUUACAUCAUACAAAUGCGGAACAUUUUGAAAGCGUCUUGGCUGACAUCCUGUCCAGGACAAGAGAUCAUCUCAAAUCUUUGGAAACUAAUGCCGAUACCCCUAUCAUAAAGAACGGCCACCCGGCGCCUGCGUUGCAAGUUUGUCUACAAAGCUUGUCAGUGAUUGCGGGAGUUCGACAAGGAUCCAAGAUAGCUGAAUCCAAAAGGAUCGAUAUGUUCGAAACUUUGGAUCAUCUGACCAAUUUGAUGGCAAAUAUUCAGACUGGGUUUUCUCCUCAACUAUAUCCUUCGGUCACAUCGUAUAUCAUCAAUCUACUAACAUCUAUCAAAAACACUGGCGAAUUCCUCGCGAGCCCGAAGAUUCCGUUGCAUCGAGUGCAAUGGCCGUUCAUGGACGACUUUCUUCUUCCGAACUUAUGGCCGCUGCUGAUUGCUCGCCUGACUCCGAGCCAAGCCAAUGAAAAAGUGGACUCCACCUCGACGGCUAGCUUAUUGGGCAACAUCGCUGGCAUCUUCAAGCACAGUCUACCUCAUCCUAUGCUUGAAUUAGUCGUCCAGAAAGUGUGCUGGGCGAUCAAAUCUGUCAUCGAGCGUUCUCUCCACUUCAUCACUUCUACCGAUUCGACGACAAUGGUCAGCGAUCAACUUUCUGAUACAACAGUACACGAAGCGUCAGAUUGGCUCUUUGUCUUUGCCAACAUCGCACCCGACCCUAAAUUACGGCAGUAUCUGCAGACACGCGCACCACUUCGGGAAUGGCUUGGAUUAUUCGAAGCCUUCAUUUCCAAGGCGGGCAGCACCGAGGAUGUACAAUCGCUCCGUGCUCGAUACCUACAAGAGUAUUCACACGGAACUCAUCUUCAUCAUACCAUCGCGAUUUCUCAACUGAUCGCUACAAUCCGAGCUCUCCUCCGGUUCGAAGGUCUAAUGUCCAAGUGCGAUGUGUUACUUGCCAACAUACCUCGAAUGUUAGAACUCUGGGGAUGGCACAGAGAUGUGCUUCACCAGAUAUGUGGACUAUGUUCUGAUAUCAAGUCUUCCGAUUAUCACCAGCUGUUACCAUCCUUCGAAUCAGUUUAUCCCCAUCUGCAGCCUGCCCUUAUAUCGGAGAGCGCAAGCAUUCGAUCGGAAGCUCUCGAGAUCUUGAUUCUGCUCAAUCGAGAUCCUGUUCGGCAAAAUAUUCUCAAUCAAUGUACCAUAAUUGAAAAGACGCCUCUACUAGUAGAGAAGUCUAGGGACCGUCAGAUGCACAUUAGGAAGCUUGGUAUCAUGGUCAAAUCUGAUGCGAGGCUAGAAGAAGAUUCCGAAUCGGUUGAUAUCGCUCAAAGAUAUAUCAUGUCCCAAUUGAAAGUUCAUUUCAAGCCGCUUUGGGAGGAAAGCAUUAAAUCUCUCACUACACUGAACGAACGUUUUCCCGCUAGCUUUUGGUCGUUGGUAUGGAGCCAACUUGAGUUGGUGUUGAAUGAAUCGCCUGCGAUAUGUUUGACUCCUUAUACGAAUUUUGAGGCUCCCCUCGAGGUUCAAGGGCCUGGGGUGAUAUGCAAAUUCUCAAAUGAAUCGCAGUUUCUGUGUACAAAUUUGAAUAUACUUGAACAGAAUCGCAUUCAAGAUCUUAAAAGCGAACGCAUCCAAGCAAUGUUAGAUGCCCAGAAAUUGGAAUCUCGCUUAGAUCGACGGAAUUAUGAGGUCCAGUUACUUGAACUUUUGUGUCACAAUCCGGAAAUUGCUCAAAAACACAACAAAUUGGUCAUCGGCGCUUAUUUCAAAUUUUGUCAGCCUGAUGAGGAUGAUAUCGAGCAAGGUCAUAUGCUUGGAAAGUCUGCCAGGACACGUUUGGUCAAUUGGUUACCUCUUAUAUCCAAAUUCAACGCACCAAAGUGCUUGUAUCGAUCCGAUGAGCUUCGAACUUCGCUCUACGACAUUUUGGCGGAUCCUGAUUCUACACUUCGAACUUUGGCAUUGGAGUGUAUCUUGAUUUGGAAAGAUGGUGGUAUUCUUCGACAUCAGGAGCAUCUAAAGGAUUUGAUGGAUUCAUCCAAGUUUCGGGAUACUCUGUUGAAGCUCUCUUUCACUUCGAAUGGCGAUCAAGUCUCAGAUGGCGAUCGGGCCGAAGUCAUCCCGGUAGCGAUCCGGAUCUUAUAUGGAUGUAUGUUGAUGAAUGGAGGCCGGGGAUCCACUGCCCAAAGUCAAGCUCCUCGAAGAGCAGCAAUCCUCUCGACACUCAAGAGUUUCUCAGCCACUGAACUGGACCUUUUGGUCGACUUGAUGCUGAAUCCACUGAAGUCAAACUCCGACACGAAAUCAAUGGGUGGACCACUGAGCUCGAAAAAACAACUUGGGUUUCUCACCUUAUUGGGUGACGUGAUGAAGUCAUUGGGGCGAGAUCUUUGUUCAAGAUGGCCUGAACUUUUGGACACGGUAAUCAGACUCAUUACCACCGCUCAAUCAAAACUGGUGGCUGUCAGUGAACACCGCGUUGAAGCUGAAGGAUCGCAAACCGGCCUAUGCAAGAAGAUACGUUCUCAGGCCAUUCAUCGCCUCACGAGCUUUUUCAAGCAUGCCCCCCUCUCGUUCUCCUUUCAACCAUGGAUCCAACAAAUCUUUGAUGUUGUCAUAAGUCCUCGACUACCAACCUUUGCCUCUGAAUCGGCCCAAGCUCCAUCUGCUCUUCUUGGCCUGUUCCAUACAUGGUCAAGUCAUCGGGAGCAGGCUCUCUUGUUGGUGGAUCACAAUCCGGAUGUUUUGAAAUCAGUUUACGAGCUUUUAGCAAUUCCCAACGUAAAACAAGAUGUGAUCAAUAGAGUAUUUGACAUUCUCGAGAACCUAAUCCGAUAUGUCAACACAGGACCUGAAUACUCUCCGCAGCGUCUCUUGACCUCAUACUUUGCUGGUCUUCUCCCAAGUUUGGCUGGCCUUCUGCGUGGGUCAUCGACAGGAGUGCCCUCGUACGCGACUAGUACAGGGUCACGGCAAAUCAAUCUACUCUCAAGCUUGAUGCCCUAUAUCACUGAUACUGAACAUGCCGAAAGCUUCUGCGAAUUGCUUAUACCAUUACUUGCCAAACGCUCUUAUCGGGUCCCAGAGGCCAUUCAAACAAAUUUAUUGGUAAUUCUCUCUGAGUUCCUUGGCAAGGCACCCCUGAAUGCGACCCUGCCUAGUACUCUCAAGACGCUCUCGACUCUCUUGGAAACUAUCACAACUCGUAAAGGAAGAUGUGCGCUUGUAAAGGCAUUUCAAGCUAUUAGCAUCCACCGAAGCGAUUUGCGAGACAGCGAUACGGUCCGGCUGAUCGCCGAACUGAACAGUUUUUCGGUCAAACGUUUGGACGAGCCGGACUUUGAGAGGAGAUUGAAUGCGUUUGCAGAGCUGAACGAGUCAAUCUACAAGCGAUUUGGCCCGCUGGAAUGGGAGAUUCUGAUUCAUCAUGCUUUAUAUCAAAUCCGAGAUGAGGAAGAACUCAGUUUGAGAAAUAGUUCGGCCCUUUUACUCGGAAGGUUUUUUGAAGUCAUUGAUGGUAGUACCCCAGAUUCAAUCUUACGACCUGUCUUGACAAAAGUAAUGCUCACAGGAUUGAAGAAAGCCUUACGUUCGAAAGCAGAAGUUAUCAGGCAAGAUGUGUUAAAUGUACUUUCGACUGCUAUCACGAAGAAUUUACCUGAUGUGACUGAAUUGACGGAAAUGAAAUGUUUGCUUGUGGAUGGUGAUAAAGAGGCCAAUUUCUUUUUAAAUGUAUAUCAUAUCCAAUCUCAUCGAAGGACUAGAGCAUUGAGAAGAUUAGCCGAGGAGGUAGAGAAAGGCCGAUUAGGUAGCAAAGUGAUAUUCGACAUCUUUUGUCCAUUAUUAGUUCACACUUUGGCACCCAAGACUACAACGAGACCAGAUCCUGAAGUUGUCAAUGAAUCGGUCCGAACGCUCGGGACGCUAGUGAAAGCCCUAUCCUGGUCGGCUUACAACGCCAUCUUACAGUUCUAUAUGAAAUUACUUCAUGGAGCUGAAACUGUCAACAAGACGAUUGUUCGAGUCGUCGUAUCAAUCUUGCGAGGUUUUUAUUUCAAUCUUGCGGUACCUACAACUGAAGAUGGUUCCAAACUGACAUCAGCUCCUACAUAUGUGACUGAAAUGGUAUCGGACCGAUUGAUACCCAAAUUGAUUCGUUUCAUGGAACAGCAGAAGGAAGGUGGACCCGAUGAAAGUUUAAGAAUCAUGAUGUCUGAGGGUGUAGCCAUGAUAGCUACAUUUCUGCCUUCACCCGCAAAGGAACUUGCCAUUGCUGGUGUGGUAUCUAGUCUUGCUCAGAUUCUCAAAUCAACUCAUCAAGAAACACGUCAAUCAGCGCGAACUGCAAUGGCAAAUAUUGCCUUUUUAUUACCCAAGGAAUCUCUUGUAGUGACGGUCAAAGAGUUAAGAUCGGCACUGGUACGUGGACCACAAGUUCAUGUUUUGGCACACGUCAUUUAUGCCAUCUUGGCCAAGACCGGCGAAUGGGAGGACAGCGAUGUUCCAGGAGAGGUGGUCGCACCGAUAAUGAAGAUUUUGGCUGAAGACUUGUUUGGUGACCCAGCAAAAGAGAGGCAAUCGAAAGAAUUGAAAGCAAAGACUAAGUUUUCUGAGACUCGAUCUUCACGUUCAUUGGAAAGUCUACAGAUGCUUGUCAGUCGAUUAUCGAGCUCAGAGCAGUUGACUGAAAUCUUACGUCCAUUUCGGAAUAUACUCGAGUCGACACGUUCCCCUCGAUUGUUGACUCAGUUGGAAGAGUCUUUCAGACGACUUACUGCCGGAGUGGUGGUCAACAGCCGUCGAUUUGAUGCUCCAACGGUCUUGAAGCUAGUUCACACAUUCAUCGCACGUAACUCCGACUUACUAAAAAAUCGAUCCAAUCAGAACACUCGGAAAGUCAUCAAACCCACAGAUUAUAAGUUAGUUUUGUCUGGCAAGAUAAAAUCUAAAGUUGAUCAUUAUGAAGAGAAUGCUCAUCACUUUGUCAGUUUAGGCUUGGACCUAUUUCAAGCACUGUAUCGAAAAGGAACCUAUAACUUACAUGAGCCUUCAAACUUGGAAUUGAUUGAUCCACUGGUGGUCGUUGUUGGGAACACACUUUAUUCUCAUAAUAGUGAAGUAUUAGGUCGUGGAUUGAGGGUGAUGAGUAUCUUGAUUAAGCUCCCACUCGAGUCGGUUGAAAAGUCGGCAACUAUCAUCGUUCGACAAAUGUUGGCAGUAGUAUCUCAUAUUGGUACAUCUGAAUCUGAACUUUCACAAGUUGCACUCAAGACACUAGGAACUGUGAUUAGAGAUUGCAAAGUAGUUGAACUCACUGAGAAGCAACUUACCGCUCUGUUGAACAUGAUUGCACCUGAUCUCGAAGAUUCUACUCGUCAAUUAACUCUCUUCGCUCUCUUGAGAGGAAUCAUGUCCAAAAAGUUUCUCGCUCCUGAAUUAUAUGACCUCAUGGAUCGAAUUGUACAUGUACUCGUCACCGCACAAGCUGCACAAGUGAGAGAAGUGUGUAGAUCAAUUUAUCUUCAGUUCUUGCUUGACUAUCCACAAGGUAAAGGUCGAUUAUCAAAAUCUUUGGAAUUCCUCAUCAAAAAUUUAUCUUACGAACACGAGAGUGGAAGAGAAUCAGUAUUAGAUCUUUUGAAUGCGAUCACAAACAAGAUUGGAACCGAGUUGGUAAUUAAACACGCGGACAUCUUAUUCAUGGGUCUUGUGAUGUCAGUCACAAACGAGAGUUCGACUAAAUGCAAGCAGAUGUCACUUGAGGUUGUGAAAGUCUUGCUUCGUAGGAUGGACCCGAGGAAAGCUACAGAGUUCCUUGAAAUGUUGUUCGCCUGGUAUCAAGCUAAGAAGAGUCAAGUUGGUCUCAAACGAACGGCUUUACAAAUCUUGGCCAUUUAUGCAGAAGUCAAAGCGGUGGGAGAUUCUCAGACAAUCCGAAGGAUUCAUGAUUUACUACUCUCUAAUGCCAAAUUGAUUGCUGAAGAACUCCUGAUGGUCGAAGAGGACGAAGAGACAGAAUCAUCAUUAGAUUGGCAGCUCGCUUAUCAAACUCUUCAAGGUCUAUCAAAGGUUUAUAAAGUAGAUUCAGAUCAAAUCACAGCGGCGCUCGAGGCAGAUGGCUGGAGUAUGAUUCAAAACUUCUUACUUUACCCUCAUAUGUGGGUACGAAGUUCAGCUGCUAGGCUCUUGGGGAUGCUGUUCUCAAAUCCAGAUGUGUUGAAAGCACGACCAUUGAAGACCGAACAACUUGUGAAAGUGGCUAGACAAUCAAGUUUACAACUCAGGAGUGAUCACUUGGACGAAGCUUUGGCUUUACAAAUCGUCAAGAACUUGUUCUUCGUCUUGAAGGCUCUAAGAGAACGAGUGGGCGAUGAUCAAGAUCUGCAGAAAAUCGCCGAGAUUGACGGUGUUCGUCAGACGGGUGGAGAUGCAGAAAACAUGAGUGGUUCUGAGGACGAAGAACAACAGCAAACGAAGAAGACAAUUUGUCAUGGUGUCGAAUUAAUGAAAAUGGUUCGCAAGCUUAGUCUCCAAGCUAACUUGGCACAUGCUAAGAGGCCGAGCUUAUUUGCAGCCCAGGAUGGGCGACAAUGGUCACUCGAACCAAUAUCUGUGCUAAGAUGCUUUGCUGCACUCAUCAAUUUUCUUUCUCCGCAAGACCUCGAGGCUAUCCUAAAUCCUUUAAUGAUUCCUAUCUAUCGAAUCUUGGAAGAUGCCAAUAUUCAAGAUCCUCAGAUGGUCGAAUUGCAAAACUUGGCUCGAGAAGUACAAGAAUUCUUACGUGAUAAGGUGGGCACCACGAAGUUCUCAUCGGUUUAUCAAAGCUUGAGGACAAGAGCGGUAGAGAAGAGACAUCAAAGGAAGACAGUAGAUGCAUUAAAGGCUAUUAAUCAUCCAGAGGCAUCAGCUAAACGAAAAGCUUCCAGAGGUGAUGCUAAAAGUAGGAUCAAAAAGAGAAAACAGGAAGUAUUUGCACGUAAUAAAUUGUCAUAUGGGAAAUAA
Melampsora larici-populina 98AG31 is the source of this 8553-nucleotide messenger RNA. RefSeq lists its product as uncharacterized. The transcript is spliced from 10 exons. The record is from RefSeq and is a predicted model, not a curated record. Gene Ontology annotation, cellular component: 90S preribosome; nucleolus; small-subunit processome. NCBI's taxonomy places the organism in Eukaryota, Fungi, Basidiomycota, Pucciniomycetes, Pucciniales, Melampsoraceae. The coding region runs from base 1 to 8553 and encodes 2850 amino acids.